This is a messenger RNA of Angiostrongylus costaricensis, 1485 nucleotides long. The record is from the annotation of a GenBank genome assembly. Lineage: Eukaryota; Metazoa; Nematoda; Chromadorea; Rhabditida; Metastrongylidae.
AUGACAACUGAGAUCCUGCGGUCUAUGCUGUACAAAGGCUCUGAAGUGAUGAAAGAAGUGGGUUGGGUGCUCUUCGAUGAAAUCCAUUACAUGAGAGACAAAGAAUUGGUGUGUUGGUUGCAUAGGCAGCCAGUGCAUGUCGUGUACACGGAUUACCGGCCUACUCCACUUCAGCAUCUCAUCUUUCCUGUGGGAGGUGAAGGACUAUAUGAAGUUGUCAACGGUCAAUUUCUUGAAGACAAGUUCACAGAAGCAAUUAGUGGAUCAGAGGCGCUGGGUGACAAAGUGGAAGGAGGUAUUCAGAGAGGUCGUAAAAGUGGAAUGAAGACCGAUUCUAACGUAGUGAAGAUAAUUUUAACUAUCAAAGAACGUUCAAUGUUGCCGUGCAUCAUAUUCUCUUUUAGUAGGAAGGAGUGUGAGGCGUAUGCUCUUUCUCUCAAGAAUAUGGAUUUUAACGAUGAUGAAGAGAAGACAUUGGUUCGCGAAAUUUAUAGUAGUGCUGUCAGCCUUCUAAAAGAUGACGAUAAGAAGAUUCCUCAAAUAGGACAGAUAGUUGUUGGUAGCCGAGAUUUUGGUUGGGCAGUUUUUGUGAGCUUCUAUAAGAAAAUUGAUAUAGACGACAUCACGCAGAUGGUGUACAUCCUCGAAGUGUUGAUGGAAUACAAAAGCGACAGCAUUAAUGACGUCGUUAGCUUAACUCAAAUUCAACCAGCAACUGAAGGAGCACCAACGUCAUUUGAUCUCGUAUCUCUAACUUUGGAUUGUGUCGAUGAAAUCAGUUUCCUUCGUUUAAAGCUGCCACCAAAAUUGGAUUCAGAUCUCUCCGAAAGUGUUGUCCAGAAGAUGGUUAAGAGUUUGAAAUCGCGAUUUCACAAUAAUAUCCCUCUUCUGGAUCCCAUCAAAGACAUGCAUAUCUCCGAGGCGUCACUCAUUCAUGCUGUUGAAAAAGUCGCUGAAUUGGAAGAACGUAGUAAAGAGCUUCCGUUGCGGAAAAUGAAGAAUUUUAACGAUAUCAAGACGCAGUGGCCUUCUAAGGGGCGUUGUGCCUGUGAACUCUCUGCUACCGAUGAGCUGUUGUUCACUGAAAUGUUUUACGGAGGAGUAUUCACAGACCUUACAUCUGCUCAAAUCGCCGCCCUUCUAUCUUGUUUUGUGUUUCAGGAAAACGCAAAAACUCCUAAAUUAGCUGAGGAGCUGUUCGAUUGUCUUCGAAAACUUCAUGAGUACGCUCGACGGAUUGCUAAGUUGUCUGUUGAGUGUAAACUUGAUAUCAUUGAAGACAAAUAUGUUGAAUCCUUCAAACCAGGAAUGAUAGACGUCGUCUACGAAUGGGUCAAUGGCGUCUCAUUUGAAGAGAUCAUAAAGAAUUCUGAUAUAUUUGAAGGCUCGAUCAUUCGAUGUCUUCGUCGACUAGAAGAGGUUCUUAGAGAGAUGGUAAAUGUGGCGAAGGCGAUGCAGAAUCCGGAACUCGAAGAGAAAUUUUAA